GCUGUUGUCUGCUUCAUCUCGUUGUGGCUCUACUUGUUGUGCGUCUCAAAGUUCACUUCGCGUGUGUAAUGUGUCUUUCAGUAACAUGAGUCUUGAUUUCCCGUUAGUUUUAUAACGACUCUCUGCUAGUUGAGCCCAUAGACCCCCUGUGCCGUUCAGCAAUGUGGGAAAUAUAGUAAAAUUUGUUUAGAGGUUAGCCUUUGUUUUGUUAAACCUUUCCGAGGAGCAGGCACACAUUAACCAUGGACAGUUUAGAGGAAAGCUUGGAAGAUAAUACAAAAUGUUCUAUAUCUAGUGGAACGAUUGAAAGUCAACUGCCUCGAGCUGGAAACUCUCCUGGUUCAGGACGAUUAUCAGCAAUUUUUUUGGUGAUCAACGCUGCUCUUGGAGCUGGCCUUCUGAAUUUCCCACAGGCAUUUGAUCAAGCUGGCGGUAUUCUUACUGCCUUAACUGUACAAGCUGUUUUGAUAGUUUGGAUUGUUGGCGCUCUUCUGAUCCUUGCCCAUUGUGCUGAUAAAGCUGGUGCUCUGACAAUUCAAGAUGUCCUUCAGGCUGCCUGUGGGAAAACAGGACUAAUAACUUGUUCUAUCUUAGUUGCCUUGUAUUGCUUUGGAACUUGUGUCACAUUUCUGAUUAUUAUUGGAGAUCAAUUUGAUCGUGUUUUGCUGACAGUAUGGGGCAAAGGAUUUUGUCACUUAUGGUACCUUGAUCGCUCAUUUACCAUGACCAUGAGCUCAGUUAUGUUUAUUCUUCCAUUGUGCUUCUCGAAAAGGAUUGAUUUUCUUCGCUAUGUGAGCUCUGUUGGGGUUAUAGCUGUUCUCUAUGUUGUUGGCCUAAUUGCUUACAAGUACUGCCUAGGAAAUUUUGUGCCUGGCCCAAUAAAAACUAGCCCCUUGUCAUGGACUGAUAUUUUUCUUGUUGUACCUGCUAUAUGUUUUGGAUAUCAGUGUCAUGUGAGCAUAAUACCAAUUUACUCAUGUCUUCAACACCGCAAUCUUCACAAUUUCUCUGUUGUGUGUAUGUUUGCAGUAGUUUUCUGUGUAGCAGCAUACACAAUUGCAGGUGUUUGUGGUUACUUGACCUUUGGGUCUCUUGUAACUAGUGAUAUUUUGGAAUCAUACAGUGGUGAAAAUCCAUUUGUGUUGCUUGGUAUUGGGGCCAUUGCCAUUAAAACGUUUACAACAUACCCCCUUUUACUAUUCUGUGGGAGGGAAGCCAUUAGUACAGUUUGGUGUGAACUUUUUGGAUCUUCCCAAACAGAAAUAGCUUUGACAGAAUUCAGGAGACGUGUGACAAUUGCAUCUUUGUGGUUCAUUAGCACACUCCUGAUAGCUGUUGUUAGCCCUGACAUUGGAGUUGUGAUUGAUGUGUUGGGCUCCCUGGCUGCUAUUUUCAUUUUUGUUUUCCCAGGUUUAUGCCUAUUGCAAUCAACACUACGCUCUGAUCCUGGCCUGUACCUCAAUAAGCAUCGUUUCCUUGUGCUUGCUGCAUUUGCUUUUAUUGUGGUUGGAACAUUUAUGUUUGGUGUUGUUUUGACUCAGGCUAUUGAGCGCUUUGCUGAUAUUUCUACAAAUACUCAACGACUCUGUGAAUGAUGUGUGGUAAAGAUUAAGAGCUGUGAUAAGUUAAAUUUGUAAUAGAUUAGUAUAUAAUUUGCUUUAUACUUUCAUUUAAUCAUAUUUUAUCCAUUAAUUUGUUGACUAUUUGCGUUUGUUGCCACUGUAUUCAGCAGAUGAUGUUUUUUCCCUUCGUAUGUAGUUUAAAUUAGAACAAAGGCAUGAUGCUGGUUCAUUUGCUUGCCUAUAUUAAUUAGUUUAUGAUCCUUCUAGUUUUUGUAAGUAUAAGCAUCUGUGAUGAUUGUAGCAAUCCUCUGAAAUGUCAGGGCACCUUAUUUUUUGCAUAAUAUAUUGUUGUCAACAUGAAAGAGGUUUGACGAGACAAAUGUUUGUCUAGCUUGUACUUUCUAGUCACUUGUGGAAGUGAAUUCUCUCUUUAAGUAAAUCAUUCCAAGGUGUUAGGUAUAUACAGCAUCUUCCCUAUGAUGUGCCAAUAGCACUAUCCUUAAAAAAGAAAAGGACUGACUGAAAAAAAUAAACAUUAUCAACUUCUAA
This is a messenger RNA of Frankliniella occidentalis (western flower thrips), 2111 nucleotides long. Its product is annotated as putative sodium-coupled neutral amino acid transporter 7. Gene Ontology annotation, biological process: amino acid transmembrane transport. Bases 243 to 1595 code for a protein of 450 amino acids. The record is from RefSeq and is a predicted model, not a curated record. NCBI's taxonomy places the organism in Eukaryota, Metazoa, Arthropoda, Insecta, Thysanoptera, Thripidae. Gene Ontology annotation, molecular function: amino acid transmembrane transporter activity. The transcript has 8 exons.